Panicum virgatum (switchgrass) is the source of this 1172-nucleotide messenger RNA. RefSeq lists its product as uncharacterized. The record is from RefSeq and is a predicted model, not a curated record. The coding region runs from base 227 to 937 and encodes 236 amino acids. NCBI's taxonomy places the organism in Eukaryota, Viridiplantae, Streptophyta, Magnoliopsida, Poales, Poaceae. The transcript has a single exon.
GCCAUGCCGAGUCGCCGACCCGACCCUCGCAGAGUUGCCCCCUGGCACCACUCCCAUCCAUGUCAAACCUCCUCGAGUCGUUAGAUUCCGGCCCAUUCCCCAUGUAUAAAACGGAUACUGCUUGCCCUCGCACCUACCAGCUGAGCUUGCCUCCUGCCGCGAACCCUGGUUGCUGCUUCAACGUUCGCGUUUCAAGCCCGCUCGUUGCCGCGUCGGCCGGCGCGGCAUGGCGGAUGGCCUGCUGCGGUGGCUCUGCGCGCGCCCGGGGCGGCGGUGGCGUCGCCGCGGGAGGCGCGCGGCGCGGCUGGUGCUGUGGCGCGGGGACGCGCGGGCGGUCGAGCCCGGGAGGGCGGCGGGGGAGCUCAUGGCGGAGCACGCCGGCUGCGUGGUGUGCCGCACCGACGGGUUCCGGAUCGGCCGCCCCGUGCCGGUGCUCGACAUCGGGGACCGCCUCGAGGCCGGGCGCACGUACCUCGUCGCCCCCGUGGACCGGCUCCCGUGCGGCGGAACGGAUGGGGUCGUCACCGCGGCGUCGCUCGCGGCGCUCUCGAACGCCGCUGGCAAGUCGUCGUCGUCGGCGGCGGCCCCGACGACGUCGCUGGCCGGGAGCGCGAGGAGCCCGUUCGAGUACGUGAAGGACGAGGACGGCCGCACGGUGAUCAGGGUCACGGAGGAGUUCAUCGUGAGGGCCGUCACGGGCGUUGGCAAGCCGCGCGAUCGGGACGCCGACGCCGUCGGCGGGUGCGGGGCGCUUUGCAGCACGCCGGAGCUGAGGAAGCACUACGAGCAGCUGGUGGGCGCGGCGAGGGGGCGGCCGUGGUCGCCGCGGCUGGACACGAUCAAGGAGCGGAAAGGGCGGAGGCUCGUGGACGUCGUGAGCCCGGGGAGGCUGUCGCCGGUGAGGCUGCUGGGGAUGGACAAGAGACUCUCCACCUAGUAGGAUAGAGAUAGAGAGCUGCAAAAUUGCAAACAAGCCAGUACAGCACCUCACAUCUCACUGGGCUCCAUGCGUUCGUGCAGCUGCUGUUUCUUUGGCUGAAGAUGUUGAUUCUUGGAUGGAAUUGCACAUGUCGAUGUAUGGGGGGUUUUUUUGGACAAGAACUUGUACAGCCACGUCUCAGUAGUCAGUAUAAUAACUAAUACAGAUUCUAGUAUUCAAAAUUGCAUGAUCA